CCAACAAGUUUCUGAUUAUGAGCUUCGCUCUUUUCGCUGUAAUCAUUGCGGUGUCUGGCGAAGGAAUCAGCGAUCGUCGCUUCCGCUGGGAGGGCUCCAAUGAACAGCAAUCAGAUGAGAAGGAGGCUGAGGUGGAGGAAGAUAAUGAGAACGAUAGCGAUAAUGAAGAUGAGGAGGAUACAAAUGCCGUGGAUGAUAAUGAUGCUGUUGAUGAUAAUGAAACACAAGAGAAAGACGAAGCUGAUGACGAAAACAAGAUCGAAAGUGAUAGUACCGAGGAGGAAGCAUAAAUCAUGUUAUAAACAAAUUUUUUAAACUCUAUUCUGUUAAAAAUCAUGCUUAAUCUUAAAUUGUUCAAGUACCAUUCAUCCCGCAUAGCAAAUAAUAGUGUUAACAUAUUGUAAAAAUUGAACCGUUGAAUUUAAAUCACAAUAAAUGUUUUAAAAGCCAAAAUA
Drosophila innubila is the source of this 455-nucleotide messenger RNA. RefSeq names its product nucleoplasmin-like protein ANO39. The transcript is spliced from 2 exons. Lineage: Eukaryota; Metazoa; Arthropoda; Insecta; Diptera; Drosophilidae. Bases 18 to 290 code for a protein of 90 amino acids. The record is from RefSeq and is a predicted model, not a curated record.